Messenger RNA from Limanda limanda (common dab), 6780 nucleotides. RefSeq names its product sortilin-related receptor, L(DLR class) A repeats containing (gene sorl1). Bases 1 to 6696 code for a protein of 2231 amino acids. The record is from RefSeq and is a predicted model, not a curated record. Gene Ontology annotation, biological process: protein retention in Golgi apparatus; protein targeting to lysosome; post-Golgi vesicle-mediated transport. Gene Ontology annotation, cellular component: Golgi apparatus; membrane. Lineage: Eukaryota; Metazoa; Chordata; Actinopteri; Pleuronectiformes; Pleuronectidae. The transcript is spliced from 48 exons. Gene Ontology annotation, molecular function: protein binding.
AUGGCGACAGCUCGGGCGGCCAGGAUGCCGUCGUCUCUCCGGUGCGCGCUGUCCCUGCUCGUCCUCGGGUUCGCCGGGAUCCACGCCUCGACCCUCCGGCUCCACCCGGAGCCGCAGCGCCACAUGCUGCCUCAGAACACAGGCUUCCACACGGUGGAGGCUAGCGCGGAUGCCCCGGACGGAGGCGGAGGUGCAGCGCUGCCCGUGGCCGACCGCAGCACCUCGGAAGGCGGGUCGGACUCGGGCACCUUCCCGCAGCACCGGAGCCGCCGGAGCCCCGGGGACCCGGCCAUGCCGAAGGUGUACGGACAGGCCAACCUGAAUGACUCGCAUAACCAGAUGGUGGUCCACUGGGCUGGAGAGAAGAGCAACGUCAUUGUUGCCUUGGCCCGAGACAGCGCUGGAGCCACAGGGACCAGAACCAGCUCUGUCUACUUGUCCUAUGAUUACGGGACCACUUUCACGCUUGUCUCAGACAAGUUCCAGCUGUCAGGGCCCAAGUUCAAGGAGGGCAGCAAGCAGGUCAUCUCUCAGUUCUGCCACAGUCCUGCAGACAACAGGAGGUACCUUUUCGUAGACUCCACCAACAACUACCUCUGGAACACGUUUGACUUCUGUAAGAGCGUCCAGGGCUUCUCCCUGCCCUUCAAGCCAGUAGACCUGCUGCUCCACAGCAAAAGAUCGAACCUGGUGCUGGCCUACGACAGCUCCCACCCAAACAAACAGCUGUGGAAAUCAGACGACUUUGGGGAGACAUGGGUGUUGAUCCAAGAGCAUGUGAAGGCCUACUUUUGGGGUGUGGAACCCUAUGACCCCUCCACCACAGUGCUGGUCCAGAGACACGAGCCCCAGGGAGUCUCCACUAUUCUCAGCAGCACCGACUUCUUCCAAAGUGAACAGAAUCGCAGAGUGAUCCUGGAGCAGGUGGACAGCUUCCAGCUCCGAGACAAGUACAUGUUCGCCACCACCACCAGGAAACUGUUUGGCAGCCACGAUCCGUCAUCUGUCCAGCUCUGGGUCUCCUACAACCGCCAGCCAAUGAAAGCUGCCCGGUUCAUGACCCGCCAUCCAAUCACGGAGUACUACAUAGCAGAUGCAUCUGAGGACCAAGUGUUUGUGUGUGUGAACCACAUAAACAACGUCACACACCUCUACAUCUCAGACACACAGGGCCUGUCCUUCUCUCUGUCGCUGGAGAACGUGCUGUAUUACAGUCCUGAGGGCUCUGGCAGCAACACACUCAUCAGGUACUUCGCCAAUGAGCCUUUUGCAGACCUGCAUCGCCUGGAGGGGCUGCGAGGCGUCUUCAUCGCCACGCUCAUCAACGGCUCGGUCAGCGAGAACAACAUGAGAUCUGUCAUCACUUUCGACAAAGGAGGGACGUGGGAGCUGCUUCAGCCACCAGCUGCCGACAGCCUGGGAGGAACGGUGGACUGUCAGCUCAGUAAAGGUUGCUCCCUGCACCUGGCCCAGCGCUGGAGCCAGCUGUUCAACAUCCAGCUCAGGAGGAUGCCCAUUCUAUCUAAGGACUCGGCACCCGGAGUCAUCAUGGCCACAGGAUCUGUGGGCAGGAACCUGGCCAGCAAACCUAAUGUGUAUGUAUCGAGCAGUGCCGGAGCCCGCUGGAGAGAGGCACUGGCAGGCCCUCAUUUCUACACUUGGGGUGACCAUGGUGGGAUCCUGAUGGCUAUCGCACAAGGAGGCGCCAGCACACAUAUGAAGUUCAGCACCAACGAAGGGGAGACUUGGACCGACUUUCAGUUCUCAGAGCGGGAGGUGUAUGUUUACCAGCUACUGACGGAGCCUGGGGAGAGGAGCACCAUCUUCACCAUUUUCGGCUCCUACGCAAACCAGAGACACAGCUGGCUCAUCCUUCAGGUCAACACUUCGGACGUUUUGGGUGUUCCGUGUUUAGAGGCCGACUACAAGCGCUGGUCUCCAUCAGACGAGCACGGGAACGAGUGUCUGCUGGGCAGAGAGAUCACGUUUAAGAGACGCGCUCCUCACGCUACAUGCUUUAACGGAGAAGAGUUUGACCGGCCCAUCUCCGUCUCCAACUGCUCGUGCACUCGCCAGGACUAUGAAUGUGACUACGGCUUCAAGCUGAGUGAAGACCUGUCCCUGCAGGUGUGUGUGCCGGACCCCGAGUUCCUUGGUGACCUCUAUGCUCCUCCGGUCCCGUGUCCUGUCGGUACCACCUACCGGCGCAGCAAAGGCUACAGGAAGGUUCCAGGAGACAGUUGUCAUGGAGGAGAUGUGCAGUCGAGGCUGGAUGGAGAGAUGCUGCCUUGUCCUGUCGGAGAGAGUAACGAGUUCAUCCUGUACGCGGUGAGGAACUCCAUCCACCGGUACGACCUGGCCACCGGCACAGACCAGGCCCUGCCUCUGGCCGGACUCAGGGAGGCUGUGGCUCUGGACUUUGACUAUGACAAGAACUGUCUUUACUGGGCCGACAUCUCACUGGACACCAUACAGCGUCUGUGUCUGAACGGCAGUACAGGUCAGGAGGUCGUGGUGAGGAAAGACCUGCAGAACGUAGAGGCCCUGACCUUUGACCCCAUCAGCCGACUGCUCUACUGGGUUGAUGCCGGAGCGCAGAAGAUUGAGGUGUCCAACCCUGAUGGAGAUUUGCGCCACACCCUGCUCAACUCGUCUAUCCUGGAACAUCCCCGUGCUCUGGUUCUGCUUCCUGGAGAAAGUCUGAUGUUCUGGACAGACUGGGGCGACCGAGCAGCCGGUGUUUACCGGAGCUACAUGGAUGGAACCAAUGUGUCCUGCAUUGUGUCAGAGGGUGUCCGAUGGCCCAAUGGGAUCACAGCUGACGACCACUGGCUCUAUUGGACCGAAGCGUACAGCGACCGCAUUGAGAGGGCCGACUUCACCGGGGGCCAGCGGAGCGUCCUCAUGGAGGAGCUGCCCCACCCGUAUGCCAUUGCUGUCUUUAAAAAUGACCUGUACUGGGACGACUGGUCCAGGAUGGGAAUUUUCAAAGCUCCAAAAGCUGGUUCCAAGAGCAAUGAGCUGAUUGUUGGCAGACUAACUGGAGUCAUGGACCUCAAGAUCUUCUACAAGGGGAAGAAUCGAGGUCAUAACGCCUGCGCCGACCAGCCCUGCAGCCUGCUAUGUCUGCCUCAGCCCGGCCACAGGCACACCUGUGUCUGCCCAGACGGCACCCCCACUGUCACCAUGCCCAACGGUGAGCUGCAGUGCCAGUGUCCCCCCAACUACCAGCUCCAAAACAACACCUGCGUCAAGACUGAGCAUAGCUGUUUACCCAACCAGUACCGCUGCUCCAAUGGCCGCUGUAUCAGCAGCAUCUGGAAGUGCGACAGCGACAAUGACUGCGGAGACAUGAGUGAUGAGCAGGAGUGUCCUACCACAACAUGUGACCCGUCCAACCAGUUCCGCUGCGUGGCCUCAGGAUCCUGCAUCCCCCUGGCCUUUAAAUGUGACCACGAAGACGACUGUGGAGACAACAGUGAUGAGGACCACUGUGAGUCUCACCAGUGUGGCCCUGGGGAGUUCACGUGUGCACGAGGAGUUUGUAUCCGUGAGGCGUGGAGGUGUGAUGGAGACAAUGACUGCAGAGACUGGUCAGACGAGGCCAACUGCACAGUUGGCCACCAUACAUGUGAGGCCAGUAGCUUCCAGUGUCACACAGGUCACUGUAUCCCACAGCGCUGGAUGUGUGACGGUGACGACGACUGUCAGGACGACUCAGACGAAGACCCUCGAUAUUGCGAUGGAACUCGGUGUAAAGGCUUCCUUUGCUCCAAUGACACCUGCCUGCCAGCGACCGUCCACUGCAACGGCAUCCAGGAGUGUCCAGACGGCGCUGAUGAGCACAACUGUGACCCCCUGUGUACCCGCUACAUGGAGUUUGUAUGUAAGAACCGAGCCCAGUGUCUGUUUCAGUCUCUGGUUUGUGAUGGGAUCAAACACUGUGAAGAUGGAUCAGAUGAGGACGCUGAGUAUGCUGGAUGUGCCACAUCGUCUGAGUUUGGCAAAGUGUGUGACGCCUACACCUUUCAGUGUGCCAACGGAGUGUGUGUGAGCCUGGAGUGGAAGUGCGACGGCAUGGACGACUGCGGCGACUACUCCGACGAAGCCAACUGUGCUGCUCCCACUGAAGUUCCCGGCUGCUCGAGGUAUUUCCAGUUUGAGUGUCGAAACGGACGCUGUAUUCCCACGUGGUGGAAGUGCGAUGGGGAAAACGACUGUGGGGACUGGUCUGACGAGGCCCAGUGUACAGGCGGUGUUACUCCUCACACUGUGGCCCCUGGUCCCUCUACCUGCGCCCCCAACCGCUUCCACUGUGUCCACUCUGGAGCUUGCAUCAUCAACACCUGGGUGUGUGACGGCUACGCGGACUGUCCCCAUGGCAGCGACGAGCUCGGAUGUCCCACAGCAGUUAAUGGCAGUGUGACGCAGGCUCCGGUGCCCACCCAACCCUCUCCAGCUCCUGGUCGUUGCAGUCGGGGUCAGUUUCUUUGUCGCCGAACCCCCCACUGCAUCCCCGACUGGCAGCGCUGCGAUGGACAGCGCCACUGCGAGGACGGCUCUGAUGAAGCCCACUGCCCCACCCGUGGGCCUCUGUUCUGUGCCAACGGGACUCGCUGCUCUGAUGGUGAAGCCUGUGUGCUGGACGGCGAGCUGUGUGACGGCUUCUUGGACUGCUCUGACCACAGCGACGAGGACAACUGCACCUUGGACACCCUGGCUUACAAAGUCCAGAACCUCCAGUGGACACCAGACGUUUUAGGUGCCAUCACGCUGACCUGGUCUCGUCCCAAGAACCUUCCCCUGGAUUCCUGCUACUUCCUCAUCUACUACAGACUUGUGGGCGUGCAGCAGUGGACCAUCAUGGAUACUCACAGUAACAAGACCAGCUACAAACUGAAUGUGCUGAAGCCAGACACCACCUACCACGUGAAGGUGCUCACUCAGUGUCUCAGCAAGCUGCACAAGACCAACGAGGUGAUCAGAGUCAGGACGCCAGAAGGAGUGCCAGAUCCUCCCCGGAACCUGCAGCUGUCCUGUGAUAACGGUGAGGAUGGGACAGUGGAGGUCUCCUGGAGUCCUCCUGACAAAGGACACGGCCUCAUCAGGGAAUACAUCGUUGAAUACAGUGAGCGUGGAAGUCUUGAUUGGACAUCACAGAGAUGCUUGACAACCAGCACUGAGGUGAAGGAGCUGCAGCCAGACAACCUGUACAGGUUCAGGGUGGCAGCAGUGACCAGUCGAGGUGUGGGGAACUGGACAGAGGUUAAAUCCAUCACUCCUAAGAAAGCUCUGCCUCCCCCCUCUGUGAUCGCUGACAGCAUCACCCCUGACUCCAUGAGUCUUUCCUUCAGCCUGAACUCGCAGUACGAUGUGAAACAGUACAUUGUGAUUCUGUCGUGGCAGUUUGACAAACACGUCAAGGAGAGCAAGAACUUCACAGUAAAACAGGGGAUUCUCAAAGCUGCCAACCUGACGGCGGGAACCAUGUAUGAAGUGGCUGUGUGGGCUCACACCAGCAUAGGAGACAGUCCCACUGCCCUGUCCCAUCAUCAGACCGCCGGUACGCAGCCAGAGAGACCCUACCUCAAAACCAGGGCUCUCAAUCAGACAGCUGUGGACUGCACCUGGACCCUCAAAGGCCCCCCCGCUCAGAUGUAUGGUGUGUUUUAUGCCACCUCCUUCCUGGAUUUGUACCGGAGUCCUCACCUGGUCCGCACCACCUCCCUCAGCCUCACAGUCACCGUGGACAGUGAUGAACAGUAUCUCUUCCUGGUGCGGUCCGUCUCACCCUUCCUGGGUCCGCCCUCUGAGUACUCUGUGGUGAAAAUGAUUCCCAACGAGAGGCUGCCACCCAGGAACCUCCAUCGUGUGCGAGUAGACAAAACGCAGGCCACGCUGAAGUGGCAGCCGCCCUAUGACACCCCAAACACCGCUCUGACCUAUGCAGUCCACGUGCGGGACGUGAUCCGUAAAGUGGAACUCGAUUACAAGGUGACCACACCAAACAACACAGUGGAGUACCUGCUGAAAGGCCUGGAGCCCGGAGGACGGUACAGCAUCUCUGUCCGCCUGCGCAACAUGAGCAAGGAGGCCAGCUUCACUCUAAGCACAGUUCCUCUUGCUGCUCCUGAGGCCCUGAAGAUUUUGACAGAGAAAGACCAUGUGAUCCUCCUCUGGAAGAGCCUGGCUGUCAGAGAGAAGGAGUUCAACGAGAGCAGGGGUUAUGAAGUGCACGUACAUGACAGCAUCACCAACCAGACGUCCUUCCUGGGAAACACCACAGAGAACUUCUUCCGCAUCAGCAGCCUGCUGGCGGGUCACAACUACACGUUCUUCGUGCAGGCCCGCUGCCUGCUCAGUGGUCAGCUGUGUGGGGAACCAGCCCUGCUGCUCUUUGACGAGCUGACAGCAGGUGCCAGUGACGCCUCCCGCAGUGAGGGCCACUCAGGGGACAUGGCAGCAGUGGUGGUGCCCGUCCUCUUCCUGCUGCUGCUCGGAGUGUGUGGCAGCUUGGUGGCUCUCUACCUCCGACACCGCCGGCUGCAGAACAAUUUCACAGCCUUUGCCAACUCCCACUAUAACUCUCGCUUGGGCUCUGCCAUCUUCUCAUCAGGGGAUGAGCUGGGUGAUGAUGAUGAAGAUGCUCCCAUGAUCAGCGGCUUCUCAGACGACGUUCCCAUGGUCAUCGCGUAGCAAGACAUCCCUCCAUUACCUGUUUAUCUCUCCGCCCUCCUCCUCUUCUCUUUCUCUCUUCCCCCGCCCCCACCCCCGAUCGCU